AUAGAGGCAUGCUUUUGAAUUUCAAGUUCCUUGCAAUCCUUUAUGGGUUAUCCUCCAUUUGUUGGAAUGCCUCGUGCAAGAAUGGCUUUGCCAAUUGAGAAGGCUCAAGAACCUGUUUACGUGAAUGCCAAGCAGUACCAGGGAAUUUUAAGGCGAAGGCAGGCACGUGCCAAAGCAGAACUUGAGAAGAAGGAUAUUAAAGUCCGGAAGCCAUAUCUUCAUGAAUCUAGGCAUCAGCAAGCUAUGCGCCGGGCGAGAGGUAGUGGAGGGCGUUUUGCAAAGAAGACAGAUGCUAAUUCUUCAAAACAGAGAGCAGAAUACAGAGGAACAGGUUCAGGACUUGCUCUAUCAUCUCAACCUGCUAGUUCAAGUGGUUCCGAACCAUUUACGGCUGAUUUUGCGGAAACCUGGAACUCCACCCUCAGCCAGAAGGAAGCAAGAGGGUCCCUUAUGCAUGGCACCCAUCAUAUAGACAGCAGUGGUCGUUAUCAGAAUCGAGGUGGUACCAUCUCCUCUAACCAGGCUUCACGUAGGCCUCCUGCUAUCCAGUGAACAGAGAACACCCUCUCCGAAGCUGAAGGGUUAACUCUAAGACCGUUGUCCAUGAUCUCAUCUUGACACUAGAUUGUCAAGGCGGCAAAUCAUUCUUGGCUUUCCUCUUGUCUUGUCGGUACCUCAUUUUCCCCAGUUUGCAUUCUUGUACAGAUAGUGUUGAAUAAAACUCAAAACUUUGUUUUA
This is a messenger RNA of Hibiscus syriacus, 738 nucleotides long. RefSeq names its product nuclear transcription factor Y subunit A-9-like. NCBI's taxonomy places the organism in Eukaryota, Viridiplantae, Streptophyta, Magnoliopsida, Malvales, Malvaceae. The record is from RefSeq and is a predicted model, not a curated record. Gene Ontology annotation, molecular function: RNA polymerase II cis-regulatory region sequence-specific DNA binding; DNA-binding transcription factor activity, RNA polymerase II-specific. Gene Ontology annotation, cellular component: CCAAT-binding factor complex. Gene Ontology annotation, biological process: regulation of transcription by RNA polymerase II. The coding region runs from base 43 to 552 and encodes 169 amino acids. The transcript is spliced from 4 exons.